AUGCCGGAAAACGGGCCCAGCUCCAUAGCGUUCCCCGGUAAUCGCGGGGUGCUAUUCCGCACGCCGCGUUGGGCCAAGCCCCUUCCGCAGAGCCACGGGCCCACUCCGCUCCCGGGCAGCUUCCAGCCUCACCCACCUGCCACUUCCGGUCGUGCGGGGCGGGGCCAGAGGGACCGGAAGCGCCAGGAGAGAGGCGGCGGCAGCGCCGGAAGCAGGGGCUUGGGGGUGGGUGCAGGUCAGCUGGGCCGGAACUUCCGGGAAGGACGGGAUACCACCAAGGAAUAUGAGUUUGGCUUAGGGGCUCCAGUUUCUGAAGCUGAAAAAUAUCAGAAUACACUCCAGCUAGAACAAGAAGAGAGAAAUCAAGAUAAAUUCAUCCUUACCCUCAAAUUACAGAUUGAAGAUCUCAAACAGACAAAUCAUGACUUGGAAGAAUAUGUUAGGAAACUCUUGGAUAGUAAAGAGGUGGUAAGAAGUCAUAUAGAUGAUUUGACCAACCACAAUGAGCAUCUCUGUAAAGAAUUGAUUAAAGUCGACCAACUAGCAAGGCAACUAGAAAACGAGAAAAAUUUUGUGGUGGAUACUGCUGACAAGGAACUCGAAGAAGCAAAGAUUCAACUCAUUUGCCAGCAAAAUAAUAUAAUAGUAUUGGAAGAUACAAUUAAAAGACUUAGAUCUAUAAUUUUAGAGACUGAAAAAACAAAGACUAUUAUAAGAACGAAGCUCAGCUCCUAA
Suncus etruscus (white-toothed pygmy shrew) is the source of this 735-nucleotide messenger RNA. Its product is annotated as centrosomal protein of 135 kDa-like. NCBI's taxonomy places the organism in Eukaryota, Metazoa, Chordata, Mammalia, Eulipotyphla, Soricidae. The record is from RefSeq and is a predicted model, not a curated record. The transcript has 8 exons. Bases 1 to 735 code for a protein of 244 amino acids.